GGAAGCUACGCGACUAGCAGUGGCGAAGGCUGCUGUAUCGGCAGCAUGAAGCGGACCCCGACAGCCGAGGAACGAGAGCGCGAAGCUAAGAAACUGAGGCUUCUUGAAGAGCUUGAAGACACUUGGCUUCCUUAUCUGACCCCCAAAGAUGAUGAAUUCUAUCAGCAGUGGCAGCUGAAAUAUCCUAAACUAGUUCUCCGGGAAGCCGCCAGCGUCCCUGAGGAGCUCCAUAAAGAGGUUCAAGAAGCCUUUCUCACGCUGCACAAGCACGGCUGCUUAUUUCGGGACCUGGUGAGGAUCCAAGGCAAAGAUUUGCUCACUCCAGUCUCUCGCAUCCUCAUUGGUAACCCCGGCUGCACCUACAAGUACCUGAACACCAGGCUCUUUACGGUACCCUGGCCAGUGAAAGGCUCUGAUGCAAAGUACCACGAGGCCGAAGUAGCUGCCGCCUGUCAAACCUUCCUCAAGCUCAACGACUACCUGCAGGUAGAGACCAUCCAGGCUUUGGAAGAACUCGCUGCUAAGGAGAAAGCCAAUAUCGAUGCCGUGCCAGUGUGUAUAGGUCCGGAUUUCCCCAGGGUUGGCAUGGGGUCAUCCUUUGAUGGACAAGAUGAGAUAGACAUGAAGAACCGAGCAGCCUACAACGUAACUCUGUUGAAUUUCAUGGAUCCUCCGAAAAUGCCAUACCUGAAAGAGGAACCGUAUUUUGGCAUGGGGAAAAUGGCCGUGAGCUGGCAUCACGAUGAAAAUCUGGUGGACAGGUCAGCGGUGGCAGUGUACAGUUAUAGCUGUGAAGACCCUGAAGAGGAAAGUGAGGAUGACCCUCAACUCGAAGGCAGAGAUCCUGAUAUUUGGCACGUUGGUUUUAAGAUCUCAUGGGACAUAGAGACACCUGGUUUGGCGAUACCCCUUCACCAAGGAGACUGCUACUUUAUGCUUGAUGAUCUCAAUGCCACCCACCAACACUGUGUUUUGGCUGGUUUACCACCUCGGUUUAGUUCCACCCACCGAGUGGCAGAGUGCUCAACGGGGACCUUGGAUUACAUCUUACAGCGCUGCCAGUUGGCCCUGCAGAAUAUCCGUGAUGAGGCGGACAAUGGUGAGGUCUCUUUGAAAUCCUUGGAGCCAGUGGUUUUGAAACACGGAGAAGAAAUCCACAACGAGGUCGAGUUUGAGUGGCUGAGACAGUUUUGGUUUCAAGGCAAUCGAUACAAAAGGUGCACCGAUUGGUGGUGUCAACCUAUGACUCAGCUGGAAGAGCUGUGGAAGAAGAUGGAAGGCCUGACAAAUGCUGUGCUUCGGGAAGUUAGAAGAGAGGGAACCCCUGUAGAACAAAGGAAUGAGAUCUUGACGGCCAUCCUUGCCACACUCACCGCUCGCCAGAACCUGAGGAGGGAAUGGCAUGCCAGGUGCCAGUCCCGAAUUGCCCGAACUCUACCCGCGGAUCAGAAGCCAGAGUGCCGGCCGUAUUGGGAAAAGGAUGAUCCUUCGAUGCCUCUGCCGUUUGAUCUCACAGAUAUCAUUUCCGAACUCAGGGGUCUGCUUCUGGAAGCCAGACCCUAGAGAAAGAGCACAAGUCUUAGGUGGAGGAGCAAAGGCUGUCUUUGACUUCUCUCCUCCAACCUUGUCAUGGGCUUAGGCAAGGGGAUUAUGGGUAGACUGGGCCUUGGGAUUGUAGACCCUGGGUCCCAGUUGGAAACAGCUAGGGAACGGAGCCUAUGAAUAUUAAAAUGUUUAAAAGUGA
Lagenorhynchus albirostris (white-beaked dolphin) is the source of this 1744-nucleotide messenger RNA. RefSeq names its product FTO alpha-ketoglutarate dependent dioxygenase (gene FTO). The record is from RefSeq and is a predicted model, not a curated record. Gene Ontology annotation, molecular function: ferrous iron binding; mRNA N6-methyladenosine dioxygenase activity; broad specificity oxidative DNA demethylase activity. The coding region runs from base 46 to 1563 and encodes 505 amino acids. Lineage: Eukaryota; Metazoa; Chordata; Mammalia; Artiodactyla; Delphinidae. The transcript has 9 exons. Gene Ontology annotation, biological process: regulation of multicellular organism growth; DNA alkylation repair; RNA repair.